AUGCUGAAAGUUGGUUUCAUUCGGUUUUUACAUACGCGAAAUAUGAGUAUUUUUACUCAGUGUUUAAAUCCCUUAAGUGGGACCAUGACUUGGGAAGAGAAAGAUGAAAAUUAUGAUUAUCAUCAAGAAGUUGCCAGAUCAGCGUUCGCUGAUAUGUUGCAUGAUCAUGAAAGGAAUCAGAAAUAUUAUGUUGCGCUCAAGACUGCGAUUGAAAAAAAACAUCAGGACGGAGAAGAAGCUAAUGUACUCGAUAUUGGCACGGGUACAGGUUUACUGUCGAUGAUGGCUGCUAAAUGUGGGGCAGAUAGCAUAGUAGCUUGCGAGGCUUUCACGCCGAUGGCUAAAUGUGCGAUUAAGAUCAUCCAAGAGAACGGGUUUGAAGAUAAAAUCAAAUUGGUACACGAACGUUCUACGAAAAUGACUGUUGGUAAAGAUUGUGAUAUGGCCAAAAGAGCAAAUAUUUUAGUCACCGAAGUGUUUGAUACUGAACUUAUUGGAGAGGGAGCGAUUUCAACGUUUCGUCAUGCUCACGAAUACCUUCUCGAAGAGAACAGUAUAAUUAUUCCUCACACUGCCACGAUUUGGGCUCAAGUGGUCGAAAGUCCUAAAGUGUGUUCAUGGAACACAGUACAUCCGGUAAAAAAUAGAAAUAAAUGUCUAUUAAAUAUUCCACAUUCGGUGAAGUUCUGUUCUGGAGCAGCUGCUGUACACGAUAUACAAUUAACACAAUUCCCUCAUGACGCAUUUAAGCCUUUAUUACCUCCUCAACCAAUAUUUAGGUUCGAUUUAACUGGUAAAUCGCCUUUGUUGUACGACGAAAAGAAAUGUUUGCACGUGAGACCAAUUGCAAAUGGUACUGCACAUGCUAUUUUUAUGUGGUGGGAUUUAAUCAUGGAUAUAGAUAAUCAGGUUCUGCUGAGUUGCGCACCGGUAUGGGAACAUCCUGACACGAAAGCAUUGCAAGAUAAAGGCCUGAGCCUGGAGGCGAUAGCAGAUAUGAUACCCUGGAGGGAUCACUGGAUGCAAGCUAUCUACUAUUUGCCCAUUGAAACUCCGGUCACUACUAACAAUGAAGUCAGUUUGAUCGGAUAUCACGAUGAAUAUUCGUUGUGGUUUCAGCUGAUAAAUGAAACUAUAAACGAAAUACCAGACUGUGAAAGACCUAUCUGCCAUUGCAAUGUUCACGUAGCUUACUGCAGAACACGCAUAGGGCAAUUGAACGAUCAUGCACGGAACGAGAGAUACAUUAGAGCUUUGGAAAAGAAAGUCACAGGCAAAGUGUGUUUAUGCCUUUCUGACGGUUGUUUGGUGGGCCUCGCGGCUAUUAAAUUAGGAGCGAAAAAAAUUUUUAUCUUAGAGACAAAUUUUUUAUCUAGAAAAUGCAUCGAAUCGUUUGUUCAUACAAAUGGACUUACGGAAAGUGUAGAGAUUAUUGACUCCACUGAUAAUUUACCUCCGGAGGAUUCGAUUAAUUUAAUUCUCGGCGAACCACAUUUUAUUACUUCAAUUUUACCGUGGGAGAAUCUGUAUUUCUGGUACCUGGCUUCAAAGUAUUCGCCGCUGGUACAAAGGAUGCCGAUUGCAGCAACGAUAGUAGGCGUCAUAGUCGAAUUCAAAAAUCUACAUAAAAUACGAGCACCGCUUGGGAUCUGCGAAGGCUUUGAUUUAUCCAUUUUCGACAGACUGAUACAGGUGUCAAGCGAUAAAAGCGAUAGUCCCGUAGAAGCUCAGCCACUAUGGGAAUAUCCUUCCAAAGCGCUGAGUGUGCCCUUCGUGCUUAAGAAAUUCGAUUUAACGCAAAACGUGACCGAACAAGAAACUAUAAGUAUCUCGGAAACUGUACCUAUUUUAUCAAGCGGCAUGUGCAAUGGCGUGGCUCUGUGGAUUGACUGGCAAUUAGAUUCAGAAAUAUCAGUUUCAUCGGGACCGACUGCGGAAGUGAAGCCUGGUGAACGAAUAUCGUGGGACCCAUUUACGAGACAAGGUGUAAUUUUAUUCAGAGACAUAACAGAUGUUACAGAAGAAAGUAUUAUUUCAUGGUCGUUCAGUUUUGUACCACAACACGGAAAUAUCAAAUUCGAUUUUCGUGUACUAUCCGAAAACGUGAAGUAACGCGAACGUUCAUAGAAAUGUAAUUCUAAGUUAAAAAUACUACUUUUCUUUUUGA
Ceratina calcarata is the source of this 2167-nucleotide messenger RNA. RefSeq names its product arginine methyltransferase 7 (gene Art7). The transcript has 9 exons. Bases 1 to 2112 code for a protein of 703 amino acids. Lineage: Eukaryota; Metazoa; Arthropoda; Insecta; Hymenoptera; Apidae. The record is from RefSeq and is a predicted model, not a curated record. Gene Ontology annotation, molecular function: histone methyltransferase activity; protein-arginine N-methyltransferase activity. Gene Ontology annotation, biological process: peptidyl-arginine methylation, to asymmetrical-dimethyl arginine; chromatin remodeling.